AUGGCUGUCAUAUCGAAUCUUAACUUCAUCACUGGCAACAAAAACAAACUGGCUGAGGUCAGAGCGAUACUAGGAAAUGUAGUUGUGGUGGAGAGCCAGGCAAUCGAUGUGCCUGAGAUACAAGGGACCAUCGAGGAGAUCGCCAAGGAAAAGUCUAGACGCGCAGCAGAAGUGGUAGGAGGUCCAGUUUUGACAGAAGAUACGGCACUUGAGUUUCGGGCACUAAAGGGACUUCCUGGACCCUACAUCAAGGAUUUCCUUGGUGCACUAGGGCUCGAAGGAUUGAACAAAAUGCUCGACUCCUUUGAGGACAAAACAGCGGAAGCUGUUUGUACCUUCGCUUUUUGUCGCGGUCCUGGGGAAGCACCAAUGCUUUUCCAAGGUAGAACCGAGGGAAAGAUUGUGCGGGCCAGAGGCCCGUCGACUUUCGGUUGGGAUCCGAUCUUUGAAUACAAUGGGAAGACCUAUGCAGAGAUGGCCAAAGAGGAGAAGAAUCAAGUCUCUCACAGGUCCAAAGCUCUCGCCAAGCUACAGUGUUGGUUGGCGGAGGGACAAAUUUAG
Messenger RNA from Aspergillus clavatus NRRL 1, 561 nucleotides. Its product is annotated as non-canonical purine NTP pyrophosphatase. The transcript is spliced from 6 exons. Lineage: Eukaryota; Fungi; Ascomycota; Eurotiomycetes; Eurotiales; Aspergillaceae. Gene Ontology annotation, biological process: nucleoside triphosphate catabolic process. Gene Ontology annotation, cellular component: cytoplasm. The coding region runs from base 1 to 561 and encodes 186 amino acids. The record is from RefSeq and is a predicted model, not a curated record. Gene Ontology annotation, molecular function: nucleoside triphosphate diphosphatase activity.